GUUUUUGUCAAAAGUAUAAUAAGUUUUAGACAUUUCACGAUCAUGCCUUGCGAGAACUGCAAUGCUUCGUUCAAUAUAUUUAAACGAAAAAAAUCAUGCUUCUCGUGUCAACGUUUAUAUUGCACUAAUUGUUUGGGAAAACGCAAAAAAAAUGUUUGUUUUCGUUGUGAAAUUUUUCUUCAAAGACCAGCUCCAUCGAAAAAAGAACUUAUGGAAUUGAAAACAAAGGACUUGAUAUUUUAUUUGCAAUCAAAGAAAAUUAAUAUUGCUGGUAUCGUGGAGAAGGAAGAAUUAGCUAAUUUAAUUAUUAACCAUGUUAAUUCUAAUUCGUAUUAUGAUACUGCCACUGGUCCAUCUAGUACAUCAACAACACCAAACCAUGACUUUGAUAAUUACCAACAAAGCUUUGAUCACCUGAAGCAGACUUGCCAAAAUCUCUUCACUUCAAUUUCUGAUAAAAUUACGUCAGAUUUCCAGAAAACACCUUAUUUUAAUAAUAAUCAACAAAGUCAGCAAGCGAAUGUCCCAACGACACAACAGCCUCGUCGAACCAGUCAAACACCAACAGCCCCAACACCAAAUAGUACGAAUUUCAUAAAUCGUCCUCAAGAAUCACGCGCACAAAACUCAUCAAGGCCCUCAAAUCAUACUCAAAGUUCAAGGACAUCUCAUGUUCACCAGAAUCAAGAUUGUGACUGCUCAGAUGAUGAAAUUGACGAAAUUUCAGAAAAACGUCAAAAUACAUUAUCUAUCGAUGAAUUCAAUACAACUGUCGCCUCUAGUCCCAUGCAAACUUCAAAUUCCAAUGACAUAACUCGAUCAUUCAUUCCAGACACUGCUACAAAUACAGAAAUCAGAAGACUUACUCGAAGACGCAGUGACAGUUCGUUAUUGAGUUUGAGAAAGUCAAACAGCAUAACAAUCGAUGCCUCGUCAUUAGAUACAAGUCAAGUGAAGAAAUUGAAAAUCUCGUGCAAUAAAUGUGGCAAAGCAAAGUCAAAAAUCAAAAGUGAAAUUCUAAAACUUAGCGAACAACUUAAAGCAUCAAAUAAAUCUGAAGCGGAAAUAAAUACUAAAAUUAAAGAAUUUCUAGACUAUUUAGAAUCAAAAAGUCAGCCUUCGGAAAUGACCGAAACGGAAAAUUCACAAAAUCAAACAAAUCAAAAUGAAGAAGACGAAGAUAUGGAAGGUGCUCGAUAUAUCCCACAUUCCAGAUCACAUGAUGAGAUUGAAGAGAAUAUAUUUGAUGAGAAUGAAGGAAUUAAUGUUUAUCCUUCAGUUAUUGAAAGCGAGACUUUCAUGCAAGCAUCAACGAGUACUCCGAAACGUUUCAUUUCUCUCAGUGACAUCCAAUCGAGUGAUGAAUUGGAAACUUUAAAUGUGAAACAAUUGAAAGAAAUUCUUAUGCUUAACCGAGUUGACUUUAAGGGCUGCUGUGAAAAAAAUGAAUUAAAGGAGCGGGUUUUGAGACUGUGGCAAGACCACAUAACUGCACCUCCAUCAGAGAAACUUCCCAGCGAUGACUUAUGUAAGAUUUGCAUGGAUGCUCCCAUCGAAUGUGUCUUCCUUGAAUGCGGUCAUAUGGCAACCUGCACAGCAUGUGGAAAGAUUCUAAGCGAAUGUCCAAUUUGCCGAAGCUACAUUGUUCGUGUUGUUAGAAUUUUUAAGUCGUAAGUUUAUUCAUUUAAUGUCACGCAACAAGUUCAUAACGUUCCUUAGACUUUGUUAUUUGUCAAUAGUAACACAUUGACUAAUUUUGUAAAAUUCUCUUUCAUAAUUUUCUUUGCGGGUAAUUUCCUUUUAAUCGAAUGAUGUUGGUUUGAAUUGUAAAUUUUUCUAUUUCAAUCAAUUCCAACAUCACCCAAAUAUGUAUGCAAUUAAAUGAAUCAUUUCCUUCUGUUUUCGAGGUCAGUUUCACUGCUAGUUGCAGAGAUGUUUGUUACCUCAUAAACUUUUUUGUGCCAUUUGCAAAGCAUUUGUUGAAAACACAAAAUAUAUUCCAGUAAUCGAAUGGGGUGCUGUGAUAGACGAGACAUCAUUUGUUAGAUGAUUAUUCAAGAUUUGAAUAAGACGAGAAGUGAAAUUCUCACAAAAUUUUCCUGCUUAGCCACUUGCGAAUGAUGUCUCUGGUCAUGUAGAAAAUAUUUUGUCAAAACUAACAUUUAAGCGCCUCUUAGCGUUGUUGUCUAGAUUUUUCUUUAAUGAAAAUUAUCGUUAAAGAAUUAAAAAAGAAGAAUUUUAGACUUUUAACGUUUAAUGUUUGAUUUGCUUCCUUCUUAAAUUGCAUAGCAAUUUAACCAACAUAAAUUAAGUUAAAAGUUUUCCCACUUUUUAAAGAGAUUUCAAAGAAAGGGAAAAUUUAUUUUAAACAAUUAUCCAGAACAAGUAAAAGGGAAAUUUUAUUUUUAACAAAUAAAUCAACAUUAAACGUCGAUAGUCCGACUCAAUCGUAUUAUCUAAUCUUUUAUCAUUUGCUCUCACUUUCUGAUGUUUAAUGAUAUUAAAAUUUUAAGUAUCAAAGAA
Clunio marinus is the source of this 2523-nucleotide messenger RNA. NCBI's taxonomy places the organism in Eukaryota, Metazoa, Arthropoda, Insecta, Diptera, Chironomidae. The record is from the annotation of a GenBank genome assembly.